GUUUGGACUAGCGGACAAGGCACCAGGCUGGAGGCGUGUCUCACUGUGCCUUGCAGAGAAAAAUAAAUAAAUAGAAGGUCCCCGCAGGAUGCUUGGACUCCGGUAUUUUAAAAACUAACUCUCCCAGGCAGCGGGCCCCGCCUGUCCCUCGCUCUGGAUACACCUGUAUCCUCGCUAUGACUCAGAUCGCCCGGGUCCUCCAGUUUUCCAUUACUAAAGUCCCACCGCUGCCGGAUUCCAGGUCCGCAUGACGUGGUUUAUUAUGACAACAGUUCCAGGCGACUGCCUUCACCUUCAGAAGGUGCGGAAGGUGCGGAAGGUGCCCGGCUCGGAGCGCAAGGAGGGAAGCGCGCGGCAUGGGCUGCGGACCUUCCCAGGGCGCAGAGAACCGGAGACGCGCGCCUGCGCCCAGGAGGGGCUGGGAAGAUGAAUGCAAGGAAACUUGUAUCCCAGGACCACAAGACUGGGCGGCAAAGAGUGUGAGGCUGAAGGCUGACGUAAGGGUGAUGCCUGCAAGGGCGGACUGCAGUCCCCAGGCCCAAGGGGAACCUCCCCAGGAUACUGUAGACAGUUCAGAGUGUCUGAAGCCUCAAGUCCUGAUGGGAAGUUUACCUGGAACCAUUCCAGAGAGUUCUCCAUCUCCUAGCCACAGAAAUAAAAAAGUAAAUUCAGAAGAUCCAGUGACCAAUGGAUUAAUCAAUAAACUGCAACCCCUAGAGAACAGAGAGCGACAAAAGUCAUCAGACAUUCUGGAGGAACUAAUUGUUCAAGGAAUAAUACAAAGCCACACCAGAGUAUUUAGAAAUGGAGAAUCAUAUGAUGUUAUGGUGGACACAACUAAGAAGCCGGUGAGAAAGCCACCAGCAAGACUGAAGAAGCUUACGCUCAAAAAGGAUGUAAAGGACUUCACAGUGAAGGAUGUGGAAGAAAAGAUGCAGGCUGCAGAGGAGCACCGAAAGAGUAAAGAAGAAGAAACAAGAAAAAGACUACGGGGUGAACAAUCUUUAGCCCCAAGCAGUCAUUCAGACUCUGCUGAAUUGGGUACCGCUGAGGUUUCAUUUGCCAAAGGGCCUUACAUUGUGAGUUCUGCCGAGUCUGCACUGUCUGACCUGCAGGGAAGAGAGCCCCUGAAGAGGAAGAAGAGUAAACGUGAGGCGGCCCUGAUUGACAGGAACUACCAUUAUGAAUGUUUUGGGGUUGUGGAGUCAGACAUGUUCUACAAUAGAGAAGAUGACAUAUUCUAAUAGGCCAGUUUUUGUGAAUUUCAAAAAAAGGCGUUCAUUCUUCCCAACUGUCACAUUCCUAGCGUGUCACAUGCUCUUUGCCAUGUGACCUCAUCCAUUGGGAUUUCUGGUGUGGCUUAGGAAUGAUAAAAUGAGCAGCAUGGGCUAAAUACUAAUUGGGUGAAUUAAAUGAUCACAAAAAAUAAAAAAGAAAAGAAGGAUAUGUUUGAGCAGCUUGGAUAUUAUAAGGUGGGUAUUCUCCCUCAAAGGGGCUCCACACAUUCUUAGAUAUCUAAUUUACGAGUCUUUUCCAGCUUACAUGAAAAUGUUUGUGCCAAAUGACUCCAUCUUUGUGCUUCCUCAACCUUGGCUGUGUCCACUGAUGGUCAUUUAUGAUGAAUUUCAUGGAUUUGCAUUAAGUAUUUUAAUAAUCUUAUUGAUUCAUGUGCUGUGUAUUUAGUUUUGUUUCUUUUAGUGAUCUGUGCUAUCAAGGAAUAAAGCAAUAUCUUGGAGUUGAUCAAAUUACAAUUUCAUCCCUAUAUUUAAGUAAACAAUAUCCAAUUCUCAGAAUUAUGUAGAGUAGGGAGCUUUCUUCAUAUUGAAAAAGAACUUCAGCUGGAAGUAGAAGGGUGUGAGGAGGCUGAGAGUACACCCCAGGUCUUCUUUUCCCCACCAGCAGUCUGACCUGAAUAGUUUGCUGCCCUCAUUAUGGGAAUUCUACCUGCUUCCCCACUCCCUUACCGUCCACAUCCAACCAAUGAUUGGGAAUCUCUUGUAUCUGUCUUUAUGCUUGUCUCCUGUCGCUACCUAGUUUAGACCACCUCAUCCACCCCCAUACAGUUGGAUCACAGCAGUUCUCUCAAUUUUGUAUGGUUGUGAUCUGUUUAAAACUCACUAUUGGGGCCAGGGAUAUAGCUUAGUGGCACAGCACCUGCCUGGCAAGCAUGAGGUCAUGAGUUCCAUUCCUGGUACCAAAAAAAAAAAGAGAAAACCCACCAUCACCCAUCUUUCUUAUCAAGAUAAAAUCCAGACUCCUUCUGGAAUAAAGAUCUCAGAUUUUACAGUUCACGAAGUCUGACUGUCUUCUAGAGCCUCACACUAGCACACUCUUUGUAAUCUCUGGGUCUUUGCACGUGCUCUUCCUUCCUUCCUCUUUCCCCUUCUUGCUAUUUAACGUAUGGCUUCUCAUUUCAUAAUGCCUCAACUCAGAUAUCAUUUCCUCCAGCUUUCCAGUCCAGACCUCUCAGUCUCUUUUGUCCCCUGGACUACUCACCUUUGUACUUAUCACCCUGAGUGGAAAGUACCUGAUACAUUUUCUUCUUCAUCUAGAUAUCUUCAGUUCCUACAUGGAAAAGGAGUGCACCUGUUGUGAUUGUGGUUACUGUUUUAGUACCUCAGAGAGCUGCUUUAGUGAAUUAAUCAGUAUGCCUAUACAUCCUCCAGAAUGAGGAAACUUUUUUUCUAUAGGAUCCAGUAGCCAGGACCACUCGACAUCUAUUGCUUACAUAAUCCCUCUGGGAUUCAGGAAAAUGACAUCUUGUGUUCCUCUCUUCCCUCUAGAACUUUGGACUUCUGGGACAAUGGUAUGGAGGUAAUGGGGGAGGCAGUCAUUGCAGAACGAAAACAUGUGAGCCAGAGUCUACUUCUUACUGUGUGACCUUGGAAAGGCAUAUAGACUGUGUCUGAGUCACCUUAGAUGUUAACUUGGGAUAGUCACCAUCACAGAGUUGCAUCAAAUCAAAUCAUACAUUUAACAGUACUGUGUAAACUAGAAUACACUACCAUGUACACAGGACAGUAGUUAAAUAAAAUCCCAUGUGACACCAUGAUAUCUUCAUCAUUCCUGGAAUAUUUCUAAGAAGGUGUCAUACGGUGCCAUGUGCCAAUCUUAUGAAAUAUUAGAGAAGCUAAAACCAUUAUACAAAAGAACCUAGAAGAUUUGAGCAUCAUUCAUAUAUCCGCAAAUAAUAUUUUAAUUACUAUAAAGGAUAUUUAAUACAAACAUAUAAUAGUUAUCAAUGACAUUUCUCAAUUUCAUAAAUAUUGAAAUAUUCUCUCUUACAUAUUUAUACUGGGUUGAGUUCAAAUAUAUACUGUCAGGCCUCUGUACCUAUGAGUUAUUCAAGGAUUCUACUAACUGUAUUCAAAUGCUUAAAAAAAUAGUAACUGUACUAAACAUGUAAAGAGUUUCUUCUUGUUAUUAUUUGCUAUAGAGUAUUAUAAUAAUCAUUUAAGUAGGUCUUAUGAGUAAUCUAGGGAUGAUUUAAAGGAAGUGUGAGGACCUGUGUAGGUUGUGUGUAAAUUCUACACAAUUUUAUAUAAAGGAUUUGAACAUCCUCCGAGUUUAGCCUCCAUGGGGAUUCUUGAACGAACCCUACAGCAGCUAUAAAAGGGUGACUGAAGGGUGUAGAGGUGAACAUUGUCAUUGAUACUCUAGUUUGAAAACCUCGCUACAGAACUAGAGUUAAAUAUGCAAAGAAUAAAACAUCAAAAAUGAUAAUCUUUGUAUUUUCUUAGUGAUACCAUCCACUUUAGCAGGAUAGGAAGAAGUAAAUAUUUGCUUUUGUCAUUCUUAAAACUUAAAGUUUUGAACAACCACCAGAAUAUUUCAACUAAAAUCAGAUCACAACCCUGAGGAAGUUAUGAACCAAGGAACACAAGAUUAGGUAAAUGUCUCUGUCAUCAUCUUAAUCAGUGCCAGUUUCUCCUUGUGAAAGAUGCCCUUGUGUUACUUGAUAAAAUGUACUUUGAUGUUAGUAAUCCUCUAACUUUGGUUGGAAGGAGGAAAUUUAUGGCCAACUCGUAUUUAAGGUAAUAUAGUUAAAGCAGUAUUUAACAUUCAUAUGUUAAAUAUUUCACAUAUAUUUAAAAUAAUAUAUGUUAUAAGACAUUCAGGUUAGUAAAAGUAAUUUUAUAAUCACUGGGACAAAAACAGGAUCUAUCAUAGUGCUGCUAUAGUGACUUCCAGUAAUUUACAAUGGUGCCUAUUUCUGUGUCUGUUAUUCCAUUACCAUAAAUAGCUAGUAUUUGGAGGAAUAAUUAUAUAGUAAAUACUGCAUCCUACAAAUGUGCAGUGCUAAAUUGUGUCAGCAUAUAGAUCACUUUGUGUAUACUCAAUACUUUCACGCAGGAAUAGUGACACUAUGUCCUAGACAGGCAAAUAAAGGACAUAUUUUAAAAUA
Chinchilla lanigera (long-tailed chinchilla) is the source of this 4405-nucleotide messenger RNA. It is a transcript of the gene Stmnd1, whose product is annotated as stathmin domain containing 1. Gene Ontology annotation, molecular function: tubulin binding. The transcript has 6 exons. The record is from RefSeq and is a predicted model, not a curated record. Gene Ontology annotation, cellular component: neuron projection; cytoplasm. Gene Ontology annotation, biological process: neuron projection development; regulation of microtubule polymerization or depolymerization; microtubule depolymerization. Lineage: Eukaryota; Metazoa; Chordata; Mammalia; Rodentia; Chinchillidae. Bases 357 to 1244 code for a protein of 295 amino acids.